ACGUGUGAGUUUCUCCCUUUUACCCUUUCAGUUCUCCAUCCCACUGGGUGGGAGGGUGAGUGAGCAGCUGUGUGGUGCUUAGUUGCUGGCUGGGGUUAAACCAUGAUAAAACCAAAAAAGCACUGUUUUUAAGACACUUAAUUCUAUUGUGGUUUUCCUUAACCUUCUUAUUCUUUCUUCCAUUUAGUAUGUCUUCUAUUAUUAUAUUUCAUACUUAAUUUCACUUUCCCUACUAUCUUAGUGUAAAUCUCAGUUAACAGACUGAUCCUCAGAAAAAUGUUGCAAUAUUUUUGCCAAGAAUUGCAAAAUUAAAUGUCUUACAGCUUCUCUUACACACACCUCCUUCUGGGCUGUGUUCUUGACUACAAAUAUUUUUGUAGUUGUAGUGGUGUAGAUAAUAGAACAGUAAAUCAGUUGUAGGUCAGCUGAGCUGUUGUAAUUUUUUUAAGCCAUGGUAUUUUCAUAGGGUUUCUGAACCUUUGAAUUGUCAAGCUGGUUUGUGAGGUGAAUAAAUUAUGAAGGUUUGAGUAACUAGUGUGGGGUUUUUUGGUGUUUUUUGUUAAAAAAAUAUGUGCUAUUAAGAGAUAUGGUUUUUCUUUAUAUGCAAACUGGUUCAGUUUUUCAGGAUUUUGGGAAUCACUGAAUGUUUGGGGCACCUCUGUGAAAACAUAUUUAAGAAACAGCAAGAAUGCUGGACAGGCAGAGAAUGGGGGGGAGGAAGAAGUGCUCGUUGGGCUUAACCUUGGUGUGUGGUAGGUCCAUUACAGAGCUGUCCGGAACUGGAUAUGUCUGGCACAGGAGGCAGCCUGAGGAGAGCCCCAUGCUGGAGCAGUGGGAUACUUCCUGAAGUAAAUGCAGCCAUAGUGAACCUACACUAGAGCAGGAGAAAGGAGCACAGCAGAGAGGAACUGUUACAUACUGACUCUUUUGGAAAAAUAGGAAGGAGGAAGUUGGAGUUGCACUUUAUGUAAAAGACUAGUUUGAGUGCAUGGACAUAAGCUAUGGAGUCUGUGAACAUUGUUGGAUGCCUUUGGAUCAAGACUGGAGGGAUCGUCACCAAGGGGGAUCUUUUGUUAGGUAUCUGUUACUAAUCUCCCAAUGAGGAUGACACCCUUGAUGAAACCUUACUUUGGCUACUCAAGGAAGUCUCAGGCCAACAGAAUCCGGUCCUCACGGGUGACUUCAAUUAACUGUACAUUUGUUGGGAAAACAACACAGCAGUGCACAAGUCGUCCAUCAGGUUCCUGGAAUUCACUGAAGACUGCUUCCUGCUACAGAUGCUAGACAUGCUGACUAGGAAUGGCACAUUGCUAGAUUUACUACUCACAAAUCAAGAAGACUUACUUGACAACAUAACUGCCAAUGGUAGCCUUGGAUACAGCAACCACAACAUUGUGGAAUUUAAGAUCCCGCCGAGCACGCCGAAGGAAAGGAGACUGUGAAAGCCAAAGAUCGGUGUGAUAAAGCCACUAUGAAACUUCAUAUAUUGCAUAAUCAAUAUGUAUUGGCACUGAAAGGAGCACAGUUACAUCAGCACCAAUAUUAUGACACUACACUUCCUCUGUUACUUGAUUCACUACAGAAGAUGGAAGAAGAAAUGAUUAAAGCCCUAAAAGGAAUCUUGGAUGAAUAUAGCCAGAUCACCAGUCUUGUAACUGAAGAGAUUGCGAAUGUCCAUAAAGAGAUCCAGACUUCUGUUGAACAGAUAGACCCUAACUCUGAGUAUAAUGACUUCAUAGAUACACAUAGGUCAUCAGAAGUUGUUGAACAAGCAAUAGAGUUUGAUACGUCUUUACUAGAAGAAAAUGAAAACCUUCAAGCUAAUGAGAUCAUGUGGAAUAAUCUAACAGCAGAAAGUUUACAAGUCACGUUAAAAACAGUAAUAGAAGAAUUGAUUCAGACACAGCAGACACUUUUGAGCAAAGAGAAACUUGUGCUGGAACUAGAGAAAAAAUUAGAAGAGUCCUCUAAGACUUGUGAAAAAACAUCAGAUAUUGUACUCUUGCUGAGCCAGAAGCAUGCACUGGAAGAACUCAAGCAAACAGUUCAGCAAUUAAGAUGCUCUGAGGCAAAAUUUGUAGCCCAGAAAGAACUACUGGAACAAAAAAUUCAAGAAAAUGAUGGGAAAGAGCCACCACCUGUAGUGAAUUAUGAAGAAGAUGCCAGAUCAGUCACUUCUAUGGACAAGAAGGACAAAGUCUCAAAGUUGGACACUAUACGUCACUCAAUAGCCGGAAUUAUGAGAUCUCCAAAAUCCAUGUUAGGCUCAUCGUCGUUCUUUGAUGUAAUAUCAACUACUGUGAAACCAUUGGCAGAGCAAGACUGGUACCAUGGUGCAAUUCCAAGAAUAGAAGCCCAGGAGCUGUUAAAACAGCAAGGAGACUUCUUGGUGCGAGAGAGCCACGGGAAACCUGGUGAAUAUGUCCUUUCUGUGUUUUCAGAUGGACAACGGAGACACUUUAUCAUACAAUAUGCUGAUAAUCAGUAUCGCUUUGAAGGAACUGGGUUUCAAACUAUUCCUCAGCUCAUAGACCAUCAUUAUACAACAAAGCAAAUUAUUACAAAGAAAUCAGGUGUUAUUCUACUGAAUCCUGUUUUUAAGGACAAGAAAUGGGCUCUCCAUCAUGAAGAUGUCACACUGGGAGAAUUACUGGGCAAAGGUAAUUUUGGUGAGGUAUAUAAAGGAAGAUUAAAGGAUAAGACUCCUGUUGCUGUAAAAACUUGUAAAGAAGAUCUUCCGCAGGAACUGAAAAUAAAAUUUCUGUCAGAAGCCAGAAUACUCAAACAGUAUGAUCAUCCUAAUAUUGUAAAACUCAUAGGAGUUUGCACACAACGACAACCUAUUUAUAUUGUUAUGGAACUUGUUUCAGGAGGAGAUUUCCUGUCCUUUUUAAGAAAAAAGAAGGAUGAGCUAAAACCCAAACAGUUAGUGAAAUUUUCACUAGAUGCUGCUUCUGGUAUGGCAUAUCUUGAAGCUAAAAACUGUAUACAUAGAGACCUGGCUGCAAGGAAUUGCUUGGUAGACGAAAACAACAUUUUGAAAAUAAGCGAUUUUGGAAUGUCUCGUCAAGAGGAUGAUGGAGUUUAUUCAUCAUCAGGCUUAAAGCAGAUUCCUAUCAAGUGGACUGCUCCAGAAGCUCUCAACUAUGGGAGAUACACAUCUGAGAGUGAUGUAUGGAGCUUUGGAAUCCUUUUGUGGGAGACCUUCAGUUUAGGAGUAUGUCCGUACCCUGGAAUGACAAACCAACAAGCACGAGAACAAGUGGAGAAAGGAUACCGAAUGUCAGCACCACAAAAUUGUCCAGAAGAAAUAUUUAAAAUAAUGCAGAAGUGCUGGGCCUACAAACCUGAAAACCGGCCAAAAUUCAGUGAGAUUCAGAAAGAGCUGUCUUCAAGCAAAAAAAAAAGUGACAUAGUGAUGAACUAGUGCCAACUCAGUCUGUAGGACUUUAUUUUCCAGUAAAGUAAUAUUUCCCCUUAAACAAUGCAUUUAUACAACAUUAUUUGCAAUAUCCUUCUAACUACUUUAAAAUUAACUCUUUUUUUAUAUAUACAAGUCUACCAAUGAUGUCUACACCUGCAUUAAAGACAUAUUCUGACAAAUGCUGUAUAUCCAGUCACAGUAAUAUUGUCAUUUAUGAUACACAUAAAUAGAAAGGCACAUAUUGUGACUGUGGAUUCUAUCUAUUUUACAGCAAGUAAAUGCUAGUGAAAUUUUUCAGAGGUUUUCUACAUUAUGGUGGGUUCUCUCUCUCCUAUUCCUGUCUCAGAUAUCAACACUAUGGCACUGUAAUGUGGUGACUGUGUCACACGAUGGCCUUAAAAGUGAAGACAGUUUUUGAUAAGUAUAUCAAUGAGACACUUUUAUAUUUUUUUAAAUUCUUUAUGCAACUGAUAUUUUUAAAUGAUACCUUGUUUAAGGAUGAAGGUCAGAUUCUGGAUGUAAGGGGAAAUCCAGAAUUUUCUUUUCUAGAAAAUUGAACUACAUGUGUAUUUCUUAUCACAUUAUAGUAAAUACUUCUGACUUUGGAUGUGAUUUACUUAAGCUUCUGCUUUUUUCCUAUGAACCCAUCAGAAUUCAGUGAUAUGUCUCUUUUGCAAUGAACUACAUUUAUUUAACAAACAAAAAAGCCAAUUUCAAGUCUUGACUACAUGUAUGUUGUUAACAAAUAUUGCAAAUCAUCUGCCUUACAAAAAAUAAGUAAAAGCAGUAGGUGCACACAUGUAGAAAAGGUCAACAAGAAGUAGAUUUGCUAAAGAUAGCAGCAUGUUAUAUAUAACAAAUAGGAUUAGUUUUAGAGGAGUAAAAGAAUGUGAAUUACUAGAUAUGCUUUUGAUCCUGUUUUUUCCUUCAAUUUGCAGUAAUUCUCAGUAUGCAACUGAAGCCUGCAAAAGCUAAACAAAAGUACAUUCCAUGCAUAGUAUCCAAAUAAAAACACUGCUUCUCUAUGCCAUAAGGAAAUAUGUUUUAAGCCUCUAGCAGACUGAUCGAGGCAGAGUAGAAACAUUAACCAUUUAGCUUUUUAAAAUCAUUACAAUCAGAUUUCAAAAGACUGGGGACAGUAGAGCUGCAAGUGCCAACAAGAAGGAAAAAGUUUGUAUAAAAAAUAACAUUCCUACAGAAAGAAUAAAGACUCAACAUUCAGAGGAGGAAAGGCACAAAGUUUGUUACUAUGACUCUUGGUUUUCUUUGCAACUUGGACUAUCAUGUCCCUUUGUAUCUUCUACAUAAAAUUAUAAUUGGAAUAUAUGUCCAGGUGUAGAAUUUAUGUGUUAAUUCUGAUUUCUUUAAUUUUCAAGAAUUUGUAUAUUACUAGCCAUUUUAGAGCACCAUGUUUUUAGACAUCAUUUAGGCAGGAUUUAUGUCAUGCAAAGGGGAGGGGAGAUUUUCUCGACCCCUAGUGUUUGAUCUGUCUAUCAGCAUCCCAAGAAAGGCAAGACCCUUGUGCCUGACCGGUCUGUCAAUGUCCCGCUAUAGGGACCCUUCACUGAGAAGUCCUGCUGGAUCAGAGGGCGAUUUGACUGACUUGUUCAGGGAAACGUGCCAACAGCAUAAGGGGGACCCCUCAGCAGGUCUUCCCACUUUAUUCAAAUAUGUUACCCGCUGCCAGCAACUCCUAGUGCCCACGAAGGACUAACACUAACACUUUAUGGAAUAAUACUCUUUAUUAAUAUAAACUUGUGACAGAAUAAGGUUCGAAGAUUGCAAGUAACUGCAAGUAAGCUUUAAGCAAUAUAUCUAAUAGCAGCUAGCAUAAGUUAGUCAUAGAAAAAAGUUCUUACCCAAUAGGCAUCCCUAUGGGGGAGAUGACAGGUUCAGCCCAUCGACUGAUCCCAGAAGUUACGAUGGAGUCUUCCCUAACUUCUUCCCUCAUCUGUCCACUUUUUAUGCUUCAUAGUACAUUGCAUAUUCAUUCAUCAUACACAGGAUUGGUUACAAGUUUCUCAAUUUUAAUGCAAAUUAGUACACAUCCUCAAAUAGCACUACUGAAGUUCUCUACUAACUACACAUGCUCCUCAAGCAGGAUUUUGCCCUCUUUUGGGGGGACUAUUUGAGUCGGAGGUUGUGAUCUCCCACUAUCUUUGUCCUACUGUUAGCUGUAUUUAAAAAAAAAAAAGAAUUAAUAAAAUUCUCAAAUGAAGUUGACUGAGGUCACAGAGUGAAAACAGAAUUAGGUGAAGUUGAUACUUUCUUCCUCUGCCUUCCCAGAAUUGAAAGCUUUGUAAGUAAAACUUGCAACAGCUGUCUUGGUGUUUUAUAGGUAAAUAUGAACUGUUAUCCAACAGGACAACAUAGGAUGCAUACUGCUACUAGCAAAGAAGGAUUGGGGGAAAAAAAAGUAUUCCUAAAUUGCCACUAUUUGGAACUCUCAUCUAGUUUUAGAACUACAAAAGUUUAUAAAUCAGCUACAUAGCUGAAAUUUUGUGAAUAGGUUGAGAGACAGCUCAUGCUUCUCCAUUAAAACCCUUCUUCAGUUUAAGGCAAUUAUGCUUUUAAAAGAAAAAUCACUUUGAUAGAGGUUGCUUCUAAAUUGUACAUGUUGAGGCUAUUGAGGAAGACAUUUCCACCACUAAAAAAAAUAUUUAAAAGAUUCACAGUACUGUCUUUAUACAGUCAACUCAGUCAUUUCAGUCUUUCUCAACAUAAAAAAAAUCCACAAAUAUUAAAUGCAAUAGCAAAACAGAAUACUUGGAUUACUAAUAUGUAAACUAGUUCUCUCUGAACUUGUGCUUCAAUUAUUAAAGAAUCUUUCUGCUCUUUAAACAGGGCUGCAGUAGGCUAACAGCUGUAGCUGCACUGUACUGCUAAACCAGAAGAAUCUGGCCCUUUGCACCUCCCAAACAUUUUUUAACUCUGACAGCUCUACCACAGGUACUCCCCUUUCACUUACUUCAAGAAAGUUACUCUUGUGAGACAAAAUUUCUGAUAUAUCCCUGAUUUUGUUUGACUCAAAAGUUUCAUAGUGAUGUUAUACCUUUAUACCUGUGGCAAUGUGUUUGUAUGAAAAUUUUAGUAACUGUGAAUCCAAGGUGAAACAUAGUUCAAAUCAUGGUUUAAUCAAGCUACAAACCCUAAAUACAUAUAAAAUUGUCUACAUCAUAAAAGACAUCAGAACAAGAACAUUCCCCACUGCUUAAUUUACAAUACAGAACAACCUUUUCCUAUUCUUAUCGAACACUAUUAAGCCAAUUAAGCCCCUUUCCAAAGGAAUGAUGUUGUCAGACCAGAUCCAAAACACUACCUUUAAAAUUAAUACCAAUUCCUCAGUUCCAUUUGAGCUUCACUUUAAACAUGCCUUCUACUUAUCAGAACUUUCCAAAUAGGAUUAGUUUUCAUUAUUGUCACCCAUUUUGCUUUUAGAAAUCUGACCUCUUUACAUCAUAUAACCUUUAAUUAUGCCAGUAAUUAUACAACCCUCCCAAAUUCUGAGACUUGAAACUUCAAACAACAAGCACUGCUAAGUCAAUAAAAGUCUACAGGGAACCCAAUUUUUCAUUAGGUGACUAAGUUGAUAUGGCUUAAUGCAUUUUAAAUAUAUAAAUUUUUUAGUUGAAAAAAUUACUGAUAUUUUGAACAGCAGUAUUGCUUCCACAAACUAUCUGUUCAAUAGAAGCAUUUACAUUUCACUUGAAUUCUACACAGAGGUAUGUGGAUAACUGGCUAGCUGAAAAGGGUCACAUAGACAUAGUCCAGCUGGCUGGACAAAAAUGCACAUCGCUCUCAGCUUAUCUGAAGUAAAGCAAAAUACACUAUCCUUGGCUGUUCUUGUUACACAAUAACAGGAAGAUCGCGGUGGGAAAAGAAUGUUGCAGGUGGGAACAGAAAA
Molecule: messenger RNA, 7328 nt
Organism: Falco peregrinus (peregrine falcon)
Lineage: Eukaryota; Metazoa; Chordata; Aves; Falconiformes; Falconidae
Product: tyrosine-protein kinase Fer-like
Exons: 16
Coding region: 1472-3427 (651 amino acids)
Biological process (GO): regulation of actin filament polymerization; regulation of mast cell degranulation; cell adhesion
Molecular function (GO): ATP binding; non-membrane spanning protein tyrosine kinase activity
Source: RefSeq, a predicted model, not a curated record